AUGCUAUGGCAUCAAGGGCUGCUAUUAAAACUGCAUCGAUUGAACUUCGUGAUUGAUUACGACUCCGUGUUAUCUGAAGAAAUCAACAUUCAAAGAGGAGCUCCACAGGGUGGCUGCUUUGGUCCACCAACGUACAUAGUUGCACAUUAUCAUUCGCCACAGAUUUAUCGUAGUCCUGAUGCUUCACACCUAUAUAAUCAAAAUAUCCUAGCUAUUAAUGAAAAAUUUAAUUUACUUAUAACAGCUGUUGUUGAUGAUACAUUUGAAUCUGUUCCAGCUGCUAUAGAUAAAACACAACGUUUGAAAUUUUAUGGAUAA
Didymodactylos carnosus is the source of this 318-nucleotide messenger RNA. NCBI's taxonomy places the organism in Eukaryota, Metazoa, Rotifera, Eurotatoria, Philodinida, Philodinidae. The record is from the annotation of a GenBank genome assembly.